Staurois parvus is the source of this 263-nucleotide messenger RNA. The record is from the annotation of a GenBank genome assembly. NCBI's taxonomy places the organism in Eukaryota, Metazoa, Chordata, Amphibia, Anura, Ranidae.
AAAAUCCCAAUAAAUGUAUAUUAAUUGGUUAUGUGAAAGUUAUAGCAUCUACAAUUGGCGGUAUAUAUACUCAUAUUUUUUUUUUGUUUUUAGAGGCGGUUAUCAGCGACUUAUAGCGGGACUGCGGUGGGCAUUCUGACACUGGGUGGGAACUGACUAACGGCCACUGGCAUCCCCACUGACACUAAUACAGUGAUCAGUGUAUUAAAAAGCACUGACACUGUACUAAUGACACUGGGCAGGAAGGGGCUAACAUCUGGGGC